AUGCAUGGGUUGAUGCGGUCAUCGCCGGGCACUCAGUUGGCAAACGUGUUCACGAAUGAAGCGAACGAUUGUUAUAUCAUUGAAAGCUUUGGCGCUCCCAAUACGGGUCCUGCGCUCCGACAACAGCGAGAUCUUUGUCUGGUUUGUGGCGACAGAGCCCAUGGCGUUCACUACUACGCCCUUACAUGUCAGGGCUGUAGCGGUUUUUUCCGGCAAACGAUACGUAAAAAGCUGGUCUAUGAAUGCAUAUAUGGGAACAAUUGUGAAAUUGAUAUGUAUAUGAGAACGAAAUGUCGGUUUUGCAGAUUCAAAAAGUGCCUGGAUGUCGGUAUGUGCUGGGAAUGUGUCGGCAAUAAGCGUAAGGGCGCCGUUAAACGCAUUGACCCCAAUGUUAAACAGCCGUCGACUGACCCGCAGAAAGCGGCGAUCGAUCUAUUGGUCUACAUUCAGGACGAGUUUGAUUCUCCCUCUGAAACCGACAUCAAUAAAGUUACUGUUUUUGCGAUGAAAGACAGCCAAUCAAAUGGUAUGACUCAAUACAAAUACGUGAUCGGAAUGACUGUAUUGACCGUCAAAUUAACCGUCGAGUUCUCUAAACAAGUGCCCGGUUUUGGCCGACUCUUGAAGGAGGAUAAGAUCACUCUCUUGAAGGCGUGUUCGAGUGAAGUCAUGUUCUUAAGGGCUUCGGGUAAAUACGAUACUAAAACCCGUGCAAUAAUUUACGCCUCGAGUCAGCCCUACACCCGAGAGGAUCACCACAGGGCUAGUGUUGGCCACACCGCCGACGCGUUGUUUGGAUUUUGUCGGUUAAUGUCUAAACUGAAUGCAGACACUAUAGUAUACGCACUCAUCACUGCUAUUGUGCUCUUCAGUGAGAGACCAAAUCUAUUAGAGCCAAAGAAAGUGGAGUUUAUUCAGCAGUUUUACAUCAAAACAUUGGAGGCAUUUGUCUAUAGUUACAGAUCUGACCGCAAAUGCUAUUUCGCAAAACUUUUAGGCAUUUUGACAAAACUGCGAACUCUUGCGAACAUCAACUCCGAGUCGUGUCUCAAAUUAAAAGAUGCAAAUAUAAAAUUGCCCCCAUUUUUGGCAGAAGUUUGGGACAUUGAAUACACACCGGAAUCGCAAUCGAUUGCUACCAACUCUCCAACCGAUUUGAUUGAAUUUGAUUUAUCGGAUUUGGAGAGAAUUUUAAAUAUGUAA
Molecule: messenger RNA, 1203 nt
Organism: Medioppia subpectinata
Lineage: Eukaryota; Metazoa; Arthropoda; Arachnida; Sarcoptiformes; Oppiidae
Source: the annotation of a GenBank genome assembly